Messenger RNA from Kalmanozyma brasiliensis GHG001, 1020 nucleotides. RefSeq names its product Mitochondrial substrate/solute carrier. Gene Ontology annotation, biological process: pyrimidine nucleotide import into mitochondrion. Gene Ontology annotation, molecular function: pyrimidine nucleotide transmembrane transporter activity. Bases 1 to 1020 code for a protein of 339 amino acids. The record is from RefSeq and is a predicted model, not a curated record. NCBI's taxonomy places the organism in Eukaryota, Fungi, Basidiomycota, Ustilaginomycetes, Ustilaginales. Gene Ontology annotation, cellular component: mitochondrion. The transcript has a single exon.
AUGCUGCACUCAUCAGCGAUAGCCGGGGCGUGCGCGGGCCUGGUCUCGUCUGUCGUCACCUGUCCAUUGGACGUAGUAAAAACCCGCUUACAAGCGCAAGAAGGGCGGCGGCGACCGAACACCUCUCCUCCAUCAAUACCAGCCGCAGGCGAACCACCACGGUACCUCGGCCUCACGGGCACGCUGCGCAAGAUCUGGACCGACGACGGCUUUCGCGGCUUCUACCGUGGUCUUGGCCCCACCAUCUUCGGCUACCUCCCCACAUGGGCGAUCUAUUUUACCGUCUAUGACAAUUGCAAGUCUGCGCUUGCGCGGAAUAAUCUCACGGCAAGUGAGGAUUUUCUCAACCAUAUCGUGGCGGCGAUGACGGCGGGGGCGGCGAGUACGGUGUGCACGUCUCCACUGUGGGUCGUCAAGACGCGUUUCAUGCUUCAGAGCCCCCGCGAUGGGGCGCGGGCGUAUAGGCAUACCGGCGAUGCCUUCCUGCAGAUCUACCGGAGCGAAGGGUUGAGAGGCUUCUACAAGGGGUUGUUACCGAGUCUGUUUGGCGUGUCCCACGUCGCAGUGCAAUUUCCGCUGUAUGAAUCGUUCAAGGGCCUAGCGCGAAGACGAGGGGUGGAUGGGGAGGAGGGCGAGCUGGAAGCAUCCACCAUCCUACUCUGCAGUAGCACAGCCAAGAUGAUUGCGUCCGUAACAACCUAUCCGCACGAAGUGCUGCGAACACGACUGCAGAUGCAGCCGCGAGCCAAACCGCCCACCCCAACAGCCCCUGCUCCCGCCGCAGCAGCAGACGCCGCAGCAACAUUAGCAGAAAAGGUCGGCGCAGGCAGAUACACAGGCGUCCUCCAGGCCUGCAGAACCAUCGCACGCGAGGAAGGCAUCCGAGGCUUCUACAAGGGCAUGACGGUCAACCUGGUCAGGACCGUGCCUAGCUCGGCACUGACGAUUCUGACGUACGAACUCAUCAUGCAGCAUCUGAGCCAGGUUGACGCCGCAAGGGCCAACGAGGACGAUUCAUAG